Anopheles nili is the source of this 509-nucleotide messenger RNA. It is a transcript of the gene SmF, whose product is annotated as small nuclear ribonucleoprotein F. Gene Ontology annotation, biological process: spliceosomal snRNP assembly; mRNA splicing, via spliceosome. The transcript has 2 exons. Gene Ontology annotation, cellular component: catalytic step 2 spliceosome; U1 snRNP. Bases 107 to 373 code for a protein of 88 amino acids. The record is from RefSeq and is a predicted model, not a curated record. Lineage: Eukaryota; Metazoa; Arthropoda; Insecta; Diptera; Culicidae. Gene Ontology annotation, molecular function: RNA binding.
GUGGUAAAUAAAUUGAAAAAUCUGCAAGGAUUCGGCAAAAGGACGCUGGCCAAAUUAUUCUUCGUAAAACGUUUCGCCACAGCACGACAAACUUUCUACAUUGACAAUGGCGACUGCUAUGCCCAUAAACCCGAAACCAUUCCUGAAUGGUUUGACGGGCAAACCAGUGAUCAUAAAGCUAAAGUGGGGUCACGAGUACAAAGGAUUCCUGGUGUCCGUCGAUGGCUACAUGAACAUGCAGCUCGCAAAUACGGAAGAAUUCGUGGACGGACAAAACACGGGCCACCUCGGCGAGGUGCUCAUCCGGUGUAAUAACGUGCUGUACAUACGCGGUAUAGACGACGAAGACGAGGAAGGCGAAAUGCGAGAUUGAGAUAGUAUUUAGAAUAAACAUAUUUUCUGUAUUUCGAUGUACAAAACUUGCUUGCUACUGUGAGCUACCGUAAAUGUGUGGAAGUUUUUCCGUUUCCAUUGGAAAUUCGCCGCUCUGAAUGUGUCGGGAUGGGAUG